This is a messenger RNA of Rosa rugosa (rugosa rose), 4455 nucleotides long. RefSeq lists its product as uncharacterized. The transcript has a single exon. The coding region runs from base 283 to 4140 and encodes 1285 amino acids. The record is from RefSeq and is a predicted model, not a curated record. NCBI's taxonomy places the organism in Eukaryota, Viridiplantae, Streptophyta, Magnoliopsida, Rosales, Rosaceae.
CUUGGCCUUCCAAAAAAAAAAAAAGAAAAGAAAAAAGCAGAAAAAGAAGAGCGGGGAGCGAUCAGCGAACUGAGCAUUCAUUCCCAUUUCCUUUUUCUUUCUUUUCUUCUCUUCUGAACUAAGAAAUCGGAGGUUUCCAGAUACAGAAUUGUGUUCAACUGUUCACUUGCGAGGUGUGUUUGAUUCUCUACUCUUUUUGGUUUUGAUCGGAGGUUUCCAGUAGGUGGUUAACUGUUUAGAUUUGAAUUCAUUCCAUACUAGAUAGAGCCUCUAAGUGUAGAGAUGGGGGGAUUAGUGUUGGAAAUUGGAAGUCAAAUCAGCAAGUUUGUGAUGAUAUCAGUGAAAACAUGUUAUAAAUCAGUUGGCAAUCAUCCAUUUGUUGUGGGCAUCCUGCUUUUCCUUAUAUUUCUGCACAGAUCAUUUCCUGUUUUGUUUUCUGUUUUGGUGUCAACAUCCCCUGUUCUAGUCUGCACUGCUAUUCUUCUUGGAACCCUUUUGAGUUUUGGCCAAUCCAACAUCCCCGAAAUUGAACGCCAAGACCAUAUUGCUUCGCUUAGAACCAGGGUUCCAGGCGAUGACACUGUUGUUCUUGAGAGGGGUGGCAGCUUUUCCACACAGAAAUUCUCUGCGAGCAGGGAUGUUGUCGACGCCGUGGCCCUUGAAGAAGCCGGCUCGACAGAUUACACAGUCAAUGAUGAGGUUGGUGCGCCACUUAUUAAUCAGAAUGUGCAGCAGACUCAGAGUGACAAGAGAGCGGUUGAGGAUGCGGACAGAGACAUAGAGUUGGAAAAUCAGGGCUUGCCAAAUGAUGUGGAAGCAGUUGAGCAGCAGUAUACUUUGCUUCAAAAGGUUCGAGAUCAGAUUCUCCAAGUGCACGAUGAUAAUGCGUCUCCCCGAGGGGGAGAACACUUGGAUUCCUUUCUGGGUGGCUAUGGUCAUGAUGACAGUGGUGAUGCUUCUGAUUCCGGGUCGGAUGGGGCCGAGAGCUCGUCGCCAGAUGCUUCAAUGGCUGACAUCCUUCCAAUUCUUGAUGAGCUACACCCGCUUUUAGACUCAGAAGCUCCACAGCCUGCUCGUAUGUUGCAUGAUGGAUCUGAUGCAGCUUCAGAUACUAGUGUUGAGUCGGACCAGGGUGGACAAGUAGAUGAGGAUGAUGGGGUUGAUUACAAUGGCGGAGAUGAGGAAGAAGUACCGGCACACGGUGGCACGGAUGAUGAAAGCAAAUCUGCAAUUAAGUGGACAGAUGAUGACCAAAAGAAUCUCAUGGAUUUGGGAAAUUUGGAGCUUGAAAGGAACCAACGCUUGGAGAGUCUUAUUGCAAGGAGAAGGGCAAGAAAAAGCUUCAAAUUAACGGCUGAGAAGAAUCUAAUAGAUUUUGAUGGUGUUGAUCUUCCCCUUAAUGUUUCACCAAUUUCAACAACAAGGCGCAACCCAUUCGAUUCUCCAUUUGAUGACUCCUAUGGCAACAUGCCCAUCCCUGGUUCUGCUCCAUCCAUUAUGUUGGCAAGGAGAAAUCCUUUUGAUCUUCCUUAUGACUCCAAUGAAGAAAAACCUGACCUCAAGGGAGACCAUUUCGAGCAAGAGUUUAUUGCAUCGCAUGCCAACGAUGCAUUCUUCCGUAGGCAUGAAAGCUUCAGUUUGGGAGCUUCGAGCUUGGGGGGUGCCAAGCACGAGAGGCAAGAAUUUAAGUGGAAACCUGUUUUCGUACCAGAAAGAUUGGCUUCAGAAGGAACAGGUUACUCCUCAUUUCAAAGACAAUCAAGUGAAGUUAGUGAAUCAAAGUUGAGUUCUGUUCCUGAUAGCGACUCGGUGAGUUCUGUAGCAGAUUUGGAUGAUAGGAAGUUCAGUGAGCAAGACUUUACUAAAGAAACGGAAGUUAUCUCCAACAUUUAUCAUGCAUCUGGUCUUGUUGACCAUGGAAGUCAUUCCUAUGAAGACGUAUAUUCCCUGGAAAUGGAACAGGCUGACAAAAGGGAUGUCCUACACAAUGGGCUUGAUAUAGAAUUGGGUAAAAGGGAAAAUCUGGAACCAAGCUUGUCGGAUAAUGGAGGCUUACCUACUGUUGUUACUAAUGAACUCCAUCUGAAUCCAGAAUUAGUUGAAGAGGAGGACAGCAGCAGUAGGUCAAGCUUGUCAUCAUUGUCAGAAGCAGAUGAAAAAAUUUCAGAUGUGAGGAAGGGUGAAAAAAGUUUGGACCCAAGUGGUGAUCUCAACACGGAGUUUCUAAUUUCACCGCAACAUUCACUUGAGGAGUCAAAUGUUCAAUUCAUGAGCACGACAGCUGAUGAAAAUCAAUUUAAGGAGCCAGUCUACGACUCAACUCCCCUUGACGCAGAAAACCUCAUUUCCUUGAACUCCAUUUCUUCUGAUAUGCAAGCAGAGAUAUCUGAACUAGUUAGACCUCAAGCAUCAGCGGAAAUGUAUGAGUCUUUUAUGUACAAGGAUAAUGAUGUGGAUGGUGAGAACAUAGAGAAGGCUAUUUCAGGUGAUGAAGAGAUAUGUGGUGCCACCUCAAAAGUGCAUGAAGCAGAUGCAAUUGAGGGAGACUUGGGAAACUACAACCAACCCCAGCUAACAUCUUCUCUUUCAGAGGUAGAAAUCAAUCUCCCAAGGAAUUUGGAGGUGAAUGCAGCUUCUUCAGAAUCUAGUUACCACUUUCUUCUUUCCAAUGAACAGACAUCAGAACAGGAGAAAGACCUAUCCUGGUUGGAUAAAUCCAUGGUUGAACCAUGUCUUGAUGAUCAUUUGGAAGCUCUUGUUAUUGAAGAUACUGUCAAGGAAGAGGUGGACGACAUAAAGGAGAUUGAUGCAGAGUUGUUAUCAGAAUUGGAUACAGUUGGAGAUUUCAGUGUGAAAGAAGUUGUUGGUGAGCCACUCCAUUAUGAGUUGAUAACAGAGGAAGCUAAUGCUGUGAGCACUGAAUCUGGGUUGUCGACGGCGGAUUCAAACCUGUUAGAGCCCAUCCAGGAGCUACCUGUUCUUGAGCACACUCAGGAGGUAGUAGAUGUUGAUGGGACUUUCAAACAAAUUCAUGAGGGAGUCAAUGUUGAGGAGGUCAUGUGUCCUAGCGUGGUUGACAAUGAGCUAGAGGUAGUGUCAAAAAGUACAGUGCAGGCCAGUUCACAGUUGCUAACAGUUGAAGCAACAUCUUUGGAAGAUAUUAUUACUUCUUCAAAUCAAGCUCUAGACAGUUCUGUUAAUGAGUUUCCACAACUAUUGGAUACAGAGGGGUCAGCAGAAUUACAUCUGGAAUUACCUCCACAGGGUAAUGAGGUAUCAGCAGAUGUCUUGCCUGAUGCAGAGGAGGAGAUCGCAUCAGGCAAUAUAGGAUCCAGUGUUCAAGAAACUAUCACUACGCAUAUUCCUUUGAAGCAACUAUCAGAAGGUAAUGUUGCUGAGCUGCCAAAUCUAUCAAAUUCAAAGGAUGUAUUGGCAGAAGUAGGAACUGAGGCUGUGGUGGAGAUUGUAUCAAGCAAUGUUGUAUAUGGUGUUGAAGAAACUAUCACUGAUUCUCCUUUGAAGCAACUAUCAGAAGGUAAUGUUGCUGAGCUGCCAAAUCCAUCAAAUUCAAAGGACGUAUUGGCAGAAGUCGGAACUGAGGCUGUGGUGGAGAUUGUAUCAAGCAAUGAUGUAUAUGGUGUUGAAGAAACUACCACUGAUUCUCCUUUGAAGCAACAAUCAGAAGGUAAUGUUGCUGAGCUGCCAAAUCCAUUGAAUUCAAAGGAUGUAUUGGCAGAAGUAGGAACUGAGGCUGUGGUGGAGAUUGGAUCAAGCAAUGUUGUUUAUGGUGUUGAAGAAACUAUCAGUGAUUCUCCUUUGAAGCAAGUCUUGGAAGAUGAUGUCCGUGAGCUGCCAAAACCAGCAAAUUCAAAGGAUGGAUGUGAAGAAGUAAGAACUAUGGUGGGGAAUUCUAUAGACGAGAUUGGAUCGAACAAUACAGGAUCUGGUGUUCAAGAAACUAUCCCUACUCAUAGUGCGUUGAAGCAAGUCUCGGAAAGUAUUGUGGCUGACUCCAUAGAGAUUGCAUCAGGCAAUAGAGAAGUUGUGCAAGAACCUAUACCUACUCAAGUUUCAGAAAAGAGUGUUGGUGUUGGUGAGCUGCCAAAACCAUCUGAUUCAAAUGAUGGAUUAGCAGAAUAGAAACAAAUCAACGAAUGAUGUGGGUCUUCCAAUUGAGAAUGUAAGACGCAAAAUGAAGAAUGCUGAACAGUUUGUGGCUUGGGUCUUUUUCAUGUCUUCUUCAGCAACAGGCUGUGUGUAUAUUUUCCUUCCGGUGUGGUUAUAAUGAUCUUUUUGGGAGUGGGUCGUAGUUCCAUUUGCUUUAUUUUCUUUUACUUUGCCGAUUGAUUGAUUUCUUCAAGAAUGAGUUUUUGGUUUGAUUUCUUGAAGUGUGAAGUUUCUUUGUUCAUACUACCUGUGUGUAAGUUUUAAUUGGAAGAAGGUUGGCUUUAAUCA